AUGGCAACAGUCUUACACGUAGAAGACGGGAAUGUCGAAAUCUCUACGUCCAGGCUCCUUCUCCGAGGUGCAAGAGCAACCACUACCGAUGAGGCAGCCCUGUUCGAAGCAUUCUCAGAUCCCGAGGUGAUGAAAUACAUAAGACUACAAAGGGGUUCGGAUCCGCACACUUGCCUUGCAUCCACUGCGAAAUGGCUCUCUACGAUGCUCGAGUCUCGGCAGAACGGUGUCACAGACUUCCUCAUCACACUCACCACUUCGACUUCAGCACAUCAUCCCGUUGUCGUGGGCAAGAUCGGCGUCUGGAAAGACCAGGAGAUCGGAUUCUUCCUGGUCCGCAAAUACUGGGGCCAAGGUAUUGCACGAGAAGCGCUUGAUGCUGUCAUUCCUUACUUGUUUGGUGAGGCAGGGUUGAGCGAGAUUACGGCGGAUGUGGAUCCACGUAAUCAGUCGUGCUGUGGGCUAUUGAGGAAAGUCGGAUUUGUGGUAAACGGAUUCGAGGAGAAAACAUACAAGGUUGGGGAGACAUGGUGUGAUAGUCUUUACAUGAAAUUGGAGAAGGAGACAUGGCGAGAAAAGGUCGGUCUGAUCUAG
Molecule: messenger RNA, 594 nt
Organism: Fonsecaea nubica
Lineage: Eukaryota; Fungi; Ascomycota; Eurotiomycetes; Chaetothyriales; Herpotrichiellaceae
Exons: 2
Coding region: 1-594 (197 amino acids)
Molecular function (GO): acyltransferase activity, transferring groups other than amino-acyl groups
Source: RefSeq, a predicted model, not a curated record